AUCAUCUAACUUGUGAUUGGUCGAUGGCCCAGGACAAUAUGAAUGGCAACAUGUAUUGUUCGACUUCUUCCCAAGACACUCGCAACUUUGUGGUUGUGAACUCCGGACCAGUGUUGAGGUGUCACAGGAACAAUCCGCUCUUCACCUGAGCUUUACCUGGCUUGAGAUGGGGGAUCCAGAGCCUCCGGAGUUUGAGUCCCUGGAAGAAGAGCUGGAGUACUGGAGGGAACAGGCUGCCAAGCACCAACAGAGUGCAGAGGAAGCCCAGGAGGAGCUGCAGGAGUUUCAGCAGAUGAGUCGGGAUUAUGAGGUGGAGCUGGAGACGGAGCUGAAACAAUGUGAGGCGCGAAACCGCGAGCUAACUGCCUCGAACAACCGCCUCUGCAUGGAACUGGAAAACUACAAGGAGAAGUACGAGACGCAGCACUCGGAGGCCUACAGGCAGAUCUCCACCCUGGAGGGAGACCUCUCAGAGACCACGGCCGUCAGAGACCAGCUUCACAAAUACAUCAGAGAGCUGGAGCAGGCCAACGACGACCUGGAGAGGACCAAGAGGGCGACCAUCAUGUCCCUGGAGGACUUUGAGCAGAGGAUGAACCAGGUCAUAGAGAGGAACGCCUUCCUGGAGAGCGAGCUGGACGAGAAGGAGAACCUCCUGGAGUCGGUGCAGAGGCUGAAGGACGAGGCCAGAGACCUGAGACAGGAGCUGGCUGUGAAGCAGAAGCAGCAGGUUCAGGACAGAAAGCCGUCGCUCACAGGCGGUGCACUCAAAGAGCCUUCAGCAUCCACCUCCUCCGCGUCAUCCUCAGCCGGUCUGCCCACCCCCCCUCUCACCCCUCCAGACAAAAGAACCGUGGACAAAACUGCGUCUUCGUGCUCUAACCAGCCCGUCCCCACUGCAGCAACUACCAUCGCUACGCCAUCCAGACCUGCAGCCUCAGCAGAGGCCUUCUGCACCCCGCCGCCCUCCAUCAGCAGAGCAGGUGAAGGCCUCUUAGGGACUCCUCUCACCACGUCGGCGAGGAUCUCUGCUCUGAACAUCGUCGGAGAGCUGCUGAGAAAAGUCGGGAACUUGGAGUCAAAGCUGGCAUCGUGUCGGGAAUACGUCAACGAGCAGACGACUAACCGCAGAGGACACGCUGGUGGACAGGGGGCGCCGUCGGGCCAGAACACCUUGUCAGAGACGCAUCCUACAAACGGCCUCUACAACAAGGGGCUGGUGAAGAGGUUAGACUUCGGAGCGGGAUCCAAACUGCUGCUGUGAAAAGUGAAAAAAAGAAAAGAAAAACGUCCUAAACCUCCAUCCUGAAUCCUCGAUUGCACGCUGUCCAAUCCCCUGCCUGGAUCUCCUUUACGUGUGACGGUACAGUGUGUGUGUUUGCACAUCAAACAGGCAGCUCUCACUACGAGCUGCGCUGAUGAAACUGAUGGAAACGUUACUGAGAAGACUUCGGGGAUGUCUGAUUCAAGCACAGAGUUUCUGAACGAUUUAAAAGAAAACAAAAGAAAACAGACUUCUUUCAGCACUCGCACUUAGCUUGAACUAACCUUCUGGACUUGUGCUGUUUGUCACCACCGCACCUGCUUUGUUUGAUGUUUUUUGUGUGUGUGUUGUUGCUCUAACGGUGGGUUAAGACUGAAUUUGAAGCACAUUUUAUCGAUUUAACGACAACACAAACAGUGAAGGAAAAGACUUGACGACUUGAUGUGCAUGUGUUGCUUUUGUAACGGCAUGAGAGAGAGAAACUACAAACAUGGGUUACACAGCUUUCCACUGCGGAAGACUUAGAAGUCCUGUCUCCUUUCUAACAGUGUUGAGCUGUCAGUUUAAAACUCUUCUUCUCGUCUGUGUUGUCAUCCAAACUGCUCUGCGAGUAGCAUCAUGAGUUCUUCUGCUCUUUGACUGCGAUCUUUAAACACAACUGAAGGUGACGUCUAACAGCCGGAGAGAAGAGGGAACAUUUAGAUAAAGAUAUU
Messenger RNA from Labrus mixtus (cuckoo wrasse), 1977 nucleotides. RefSeq names its product nuclear distribution protein nudE homolog 1-like. Lineage: Eukaryota; Metazoa; Chordata; Actinopteri; Labriformes; Labridae. The transcript is spliced from 9 exons. Gene Ontology annotation, biological process: mitotic centrosome separation; microtubule nucleation; centrosome localization. The record is from RefSeq and is a predicted model, not a curated record. Gene Ontology annotation, cellular component: centrosome; kinesin complex; kinetochore. The coding region runs from base 167 to 1264 and encodes 365 amino acids. Gene Ontology annotation, molecular function: microtubule binding.